CUACCCCUGCUACUUUGAGGCCAAGUCCCUCUUAUAUCUUCCGCCGUCGCUGCUGUGGUUGAUGCAACAUAUUGAUAAAAUAUCUUCACAUUUGUGCUUUUUUCUUUCGUCAUAUCAGAAAUGGUUUCAAGCAAGCUACUCGUUGCCUUUGCAGCAGUUUCCAUAGUCCCUAUCCAGUGCAUUGAUCUAAAUGUCACCAGCGUUGGUGAGUUAUGAGCGAUGAGAGGCAUCUAAAUCGAACGAAGCUGAUACCAUUCUGAUGUAUAGAUUCAAUCAAAUCAGCAGCUAGCACAAUCGCAAGAGACUUAGUCGGUCUUUACAAUCAGUCUCAAACUCCCGGAAAUCCCAUCGGUGUUUUGAAUGCCCCAUAUUACUGGUGGGAAAGCGGAGCCAUGUUCGAUACCUUGAUUCAAUACUGGCGACUAACAGGAGAUUCCCAAUACAAUCGAAUUGUGACCCAAGGUUUAGUCUAUCAACAAGGAAUUGAUAACAGCUUUAUGCCACAAAAUCAGACAAACUUUUUGGCUAAUGAUGAUCAAUCAACUUGGGCUCUUGCAGCCAUGUCAGCGGCAGAGGCACGACUGGGAGAAGUUCAGAACGUCACUUGGCUCAAUCUUGCCGAUAAUGUAUUUAACGAACAAGUCGCUCGGUGGGAUGAAAAGACUUGCAAUGGAGGUCUCCGCUGGCAGAUAUUUACUUUCAACACCGGUUACACCUACAAGAAUAGCAUAUCAAAUGGAAACUUUUUCCAACUCUCGGCUCGUCUUGCUGCCUACACCGGCAAUGGCACUUAUUCCGACUGGGCAACCAAAGUAUGGAAUUGGACUAAAGCGACGGGCCUCAUUGACGAGGAUUUCAAUGUUUUCGACGGUGCCGAUGUUACUAAAAAUUGUUCGACCAUUGACAAACCUCAAUUCUCCGAGACUGCAGGUACAUUCAUUGCUGGCGCUGCAUACAUGUAUAAUCAUACCAAUGGAGAUAGUCAAUGGAAAAAGUCCCUUGACGGUCUCCUAAACAGAACCAUCUCCGUUUUCUUCCCAUCCGGAAUCGCCACUGAAACUUCCUGCGAAAGCAAGAACGCCUGCAACAUAGAUCAACGCGCCUUCAAAGGUAUACUUGGAAAAUGGCUCGUCGAUACCAUUCAAGUCGCUCCAUACACCAACAGUAUUAUCAAUACACAACUUAUCAGCACAGCCCAAGCAGCUGCCAAAACUUGCGGUGAUAAUGGAUGCGCUUUAGAUUGGAGUGGUAAUGGCAAAAGUAUUUCCACCGGGGUCGGGGAGCAAAUUGAUGCUCUCAGUUAUGUGCAGGGACUGCUUCACAGUGAGGCGGCAGCACCAGCCACUCAGAAUUCUUCAAAUUCAACUACGAGUAGCUCUGGAAGUUCUACGAGCACGAGCACGAGUGCAAGUGCUAGCGCUUCAGCAAGUGGUAAUGCAGCAACUGGAAUGGUCUUGGGACAGUCUGUGAUAAGUUUCUCGGUCUUGGGAGCCGUAGCUUGGUUGAUGUUGUAGAGUCAUAGAGAAGAAAAACUUUGUAUGUGCUGUGUUUGAAAAUAUAUAUAAUUAUGAUCAAA
Molecule: messenger RNA, 1576 nt
Organism: Sclerotinia trifoliorum
Lineage: Eukaryota; Fungi; Ascomycota; Leotiomycetes; Helotiales; Sclerotiniaceae
Source: the annotation of a GenBank genome assembly